Closterium sp. NIES-65 is the source of this 1596-nucleotide messenger RNA. The record is from the annotation of a GenBank genome assembly. Lineage: Eukaryota; Viridiplantae; Streptophyta; Zygnematophyceae; Desmidiales; Closteriaceae.
AUGUCCGGAAUUACCCUCAUCGUCCUCCUCGCAAUCGCCAACACCCUCGGCCGAGUCAGCUCAAUCGGCGGUAGCUCGCUAUUAGACCGGCCGUUCAACUCGCUCUUAACGGAUCGUGACUAUGCCGACGCGGACGUUAAAGCGGGGAUGUACGGCUCUACGGACGGCUUUUCCGACGUGGAAGGGUCGUCGGAAAAGAGCUCUGGAGGGAUGCGGGUGGGGAUCGAAACGCAGAUCGAUCCGUGUGGAGGGAUUGGUCUAAGUCCGGGGAACGACAACUGCUUCGGAUCGUGUAAACGUCGGACCAAGUCGGGACACUGCGUGAAGGAGCUGUUCAAGCUUUACGACGACGCCUAUAAGCCCCUGUUGCCGGCGCGGGUGGACCUGCUGAUUCGCAGCUACGUGUCGGACACACCUCUGUGGCCGGCGCGAGUGGACCUGCUGAUUCGCAGCUACGUGUCGGACACGUUCUUCCUGCUGGAGAUGCUCUUCGACAGCAUCGAGCAGAUGUGGCCACGUGGCAUCGGUGACGUCAUCCUGGUGCUGGACGAGGACAACCAAAUCGUGGAGGACAUCGUGCCCACGUGGAUCAAGGUGUACUACGAGAAGAACUAUCUGAAGCUUCCUGGAAAGAUCCUCCAGCAGUGGAGCUACCUGUGGGCCGACAACUACACCACUGCUCCGUACAUUGCCAUCAUAGAUGAUGACGUCAUCUUCAACCUCAAGGGCUACUCUUUCAAUCUCACGGACCGCGAGCCACCCCUUCAUAUUCCUAUCCCCCGUUGUCGUCCCCCCACUCACCUCUCCCCACUCCAGGUGACCCCGGGUCUUCUUUUUAACCUGACGGACGGCAAGCCGUAUGUGAUAGGCAGCCGGCAGAAGCAGAUGAACCACUGGGUGCCCUCCACCCAUUACUUCGUGGGCAAGCCCUACUACUUCGCCAACUUCAUGGUGCAGCUGCCCUUUGUCUUCCCCCGUGACGUGCUACCCAAGUUCCGAGACCACGUCACGCGCAUCCGCGACGGCAAGUUCGCCAGCUUUGACGCCGCCUUCCUCAACUUUGCGCGGCAUGGGCCCAAGUUCGAAAGGACGCAGAUCGCCCACACGACUCUGGGCAAUUUCAUGUGGGCCUUCACACAGGACGAGGUGCACUGGGCGCUAGAGUGGACCAACCAUGUGCCCAUCCCACGUGUGGGCGUGCACAUGUCCUACUCACAGCCCUUCCGCACAGCCACCAACAACAGCGACAACGCCCCCCGCGUCGUCAAGAUCUACGUGGCUCUAGCAGGCUACUACGCCCACGAGGCCCUGUGCCACGCGUUUCCCAAGGGCGCGCUCGAUCGGUGCGGCGAUGUGUUGAAAUAUGAGCAGCGGCAGAUCUGGCAGUAUGUAAUGGACUGGUAUGAUUGGCCGGCGAUCAAGCACAAGAGGAGGAACGCGACGUUUGUGUAUGAUUUGUAUAAGCGCGAGCUGGCGUGCAUGUAUGGGAAGGUGGUGGAUGCGCGUACUAACGAGUGGACGGAUCAUAUUAUAGGGAGGCGAAGGGAGCUGGUGAAUGAGAUGACGAGAGACUGUGCCACGCCACACUCUAUUUAA